CACUUCAAAUCAAGCCUCCAUCUUCAUGAACAUUGAAAAAACGUGGUAAUACUGGCUACUGCGUACUGUAUUAUACUUCGACGUAUAUUAAAUAUAAGUUUUCGUUUAUUUGUGUUUUCUCACCCUGUUAACCCAAAGACAUUUUGUUUUAGAACAAUGUUUUCUACCGUUAAAAGUUUUAAGAAAGAAGAUUUGUUGCUGGUUGCUGAAGAAAUUGGUGAAGUGAUACCAGCAAGAGCAAAAAUUUCUGAUUUAAAAAAGUUAAUUCUUAACAGCGAUGAGUACAAAGGUGAUUCAGAAUUCGUCAUGUCUAUUUUAAUUAUGACUAUCGCUGAACGGAAACAGAAGGAGGAAGAAGAAAAAGCAAGGAAACAAAAAGAAGAAGAAAGAUUGCACGAACUUGAGUUGGCGAGAAUUCGAACACGCUCUACUGUAGAAAUUAUGGUGUUUUUUACCUGCUCAGAAUGUGGCCAGUCUGUGAAGAAAAAUCAAGUUGAAAAGCAUUGUUCUUUUCAAUGUCGGAAUUGCAAAUCACUUUCUUGUAUGGAUUGUGGCACAGAGUUUUGGGGAGAUGACUAUAAAACUCACACGAAAUGCGUUACUGAAGAUGAGAAGUAUGGUGGGAAAAAUUAUACACCAAAGCCAAGUGCAAAUAAAGGAGAAGUCAAACAAGAAAAAUGGAUUGAAUACAUAAAGAACACAAUAGCAACAAAGGAUUUAUCUGGACCCUUGUCAGAAUUGUUACAAAAAGUCAUAGAAUUUCCUAACAUUCCCAGAAAGCAGUCAAAAUUCCAGAAAUUUGUUGAAAAUAGUUUAAAGGUGAAAAAUCAGAAACUGAUUUCUGAAGCCUGGGGUAUAUUUGAUCAAAGUAAUCAAACUGAAACAGCUGAUAAGUCUGAAAUAACUAAUGGAAAUAAAGCUCAAGGAAAACGUCCUGCAGAAGAACCUCUUGUUAAAGAUAAGAGUUCUAAUAAGAAGAAGUGUCCUGAUCAAGAAAGUGAUGAUGAUGAAGAAAGUGAGAGUGAUAGUGAAGAUAUGGAAGAAAAUGAGAAUGGUAGUGAAAAAGUAGAAGAAAAUGGGAAUGAUGACAAAGAAAAUGAAGAAGAUGAUGAAAUGGAUGAAGAAAGUGAUAGUGAGGACAUGGAAGAGGAAGAAACUGAUGCUAAGGACAGUUUGUCUCAAGAUAACCUUAAAGGUGGAAAAGGAAAAUGUCACAAGUGCAAUGAAAGUGGUCACAUGGCCAGAGAUUGUCCCGGUGAGACUAGUGGUAAUCAAGGUAGUGGAGGAAAAAGCUGUUUUAAAUGUGGGCAAGAAGGUCACUUAUCAAGAGAAUGUACUGAAAGUGGGGGAGGGGGCUCUGGAGCUUGUUUUAACUGUAAUGAAGAAGGUCAUCAAUCAAGGAAUUGCCCUAAAAAGAAACAAGAUAGCAGGGGAUCUGGAGCCUGUUUCAAUUGUAAUGAAGAAGGCCAUCAAUCCAGAAACUGUCCACAAAAGAGACAAGGUGGACGAGCAUCGUCUGGAGCCUGCUACAACUGCAAUGAGGAAGGUCACCAAUCCAGGGACUGUCCGCAAAAAAGACAAGGUGGGCGAGCAUCAUCUGGAGCCUGCUAUAACUGCAAUGAGGAGGGCCAUCUAUCCAGGGACUGUCCUCAAAAGAGACAAGGUGGACGAGGAUCAUCUGGAGCCUGCUAUAACUGCAAUGAGGAAGGCCAUUUAUCCAGGGAUUGUCCACAAAAGAGGCAAGGUGGACGAGCACCAUCUGGAGCCUGCUAUAACUGCAAUGAAGAAGGCCAUUUAUCCAGAGACUGUCCUCAAAAGAGGCAAGGUGGACGAGCGCCAUCUGGAGCCUGCUAUAACUGCAAUGAAGAGGGCCAUCUAUCCAGAGACUGUCCUCAAAAGAGACAAGGUGGUAGAGCAUCAUCUGGAGCCUGCUAUAACUGCAAUGAAGAAGGCCAUCUAUCCAGAGACUGUCCUCAGAAGAGACAGGGUGGCAGAGCAUCAUCUGGAGCCUGCUAUAACUGCAAUGAAGAAGGCCAUCUAUCCAGAGACUGUCCUCAGAAGAGACAGGGUGGCAGAGCACCAUCUGGAGCCUGCUAUAAUUGCAAUGAAGAAGGCCAUUUAUCCAGAGACUGUCCUCAGAAGAGACAAGGUGGCAGAGCAUCAUCUGGAGCUUGUUUUAACUGCAAUGAAGAAGGCCAUCAAUCCAGAAACUGCCCACAAAAGAAACAAGGUGGCAGGGCUUCAUCUGGAGCUUGUUUUAAGUGCAAUGAAGAAGGCCAUCAAUCUAGAAACUGUCCUAAUAAUAGUUCUAGAAAAAGUUUUAAAUUUGAUGACGAAAGUCAUCAGACUAAGGAAAAUGGAAAAGAUACAAACAGAGAAAAUGGUACACCCAAGAAUAAAAAUUUUGACUUGAGCAAAGCUUGUGAAAAAGUCUUGGAAAGCUUUCCAGGGGGAAUAGCAAAGAAAAAGCUCAGAAAGCAGGUGAUAUCUGAGUACAAGGCUACUGUAGGUGACAGUUGCAAUUUAUCUAAGGACGCACUGAAAAAGCAAUUUAAUGACUUGAUGAAAACUAAUUCUUCAUUUACAGUAAAAAGUUCUGAAUAAUGUCUGUCAUAAAUCAUUCUCUGUAAAUAAAUUUUUUAUCACCAUUA
Molecule: messenger RNA, 2651 nt
Organism: Parasteatoda tepidariorum (common house spider)
Lineage: Eukaryota; Metazoa; Arthropoda; Arachnida; Araneae; Theridiidae
Cellular component (GO): nucleolus
Molecular function (GO): zinc ion binding; nucleic acid binding
Source: RefSeq, a predicted model, not a curated record